Molecule: messenger RNA, 1593 nt
Organism: Octopus sinensis (East Asian common octopus)
Lineage: Eukaryota; Metazoa; Mollusca; Cephalopoda; Octopoda; Octopodidae
Product: (Lyso)-N-acylphosphatidylethanolamine lipase-like
Exons: 7
Coding region: 409-1584 (391 amino acids)
Cellular component (GO): lipid droplet
Source: RefSeq, a predicted model, not a curated record
CUCUCUCCCUCUCUCACAUACACACACACAUGCAAGUUUUAUAUGAUGUAAUACGCAGACACGUACACUACACGAGUUAGUCCGCGAAACAUCGCCACCACCACCACCACCACAACCAGCACCACCACCACAACCACUACCACCACCACAACCACCACCACAACCACUACCACCACCACUACCACCACCAUCAUCACCACAGACCUAUACAAACAUUACAUCGCAAAAUUGUGAGCCUCUGCUAAUUGACUUGGCUACAUCAUCACACACACACACACGCAUAUAUAUACAUAUAUAUAUAUACAUAUAUAUAUGUAUAUACACACGCGUGAAUAUACAUCGUCGACGUAAUACGCACAUUUCUCAACGUAGUUCGCAUCUGUAUGACAUCUAAUAUACACACACACAAUGGAAGAAUCGCACAGAAAUGUCCAAGCCGUGUCUGUUGGCCGGAGCAAGCCUCCCGGGAGCCUCAACGUUCAUUCAUUGUCCAGCCUCGUCAUUAACUAUUUGACCGUCCUCCUAACAUCCUACUGGAAUUCCUUUAUUGGUUGGCUCAGCGAGCGUUGCGAACAGAAUACUUGGUUUAACUGGAGGCCAACAUCGAAGAUGCAGCUGUCAGGAAUUGAACACAAGAUCUUCCAAUGUAUCAAGACCAAGAUGGAAUCCCUGUUCGUGCCAAUCAGGAACAACGAAUGCCAAAUCCGAACCAUUGUGUUGAAUCGGCACCUGGAGAAAAUGCCGUUGGUCAUGGUUCAUGGAAUGGGCGGCGGAGUCGGCAUGUGGGUGCUCAACCUCGACUCUCUUGCAGAACAACGACCCGUAUACGCGUUCGAUGUGCUCGGCUUCGGCCGGAGUUCGCGGCCACGCUUCAGCAGCGACUCGACGGAGGCAGAGAGUCAGUUCGUCGACUCCAUCGAAGAGUGGCGCGAGAAGAUGCACCUCAACCGCUUCAUCCUGCUCGGACACAGCCUCGGAUCCUUCAUAGCCACCUCCUAUGCCAUCCGCCACCCGGAACGCGUGCACCACCUCAUCGCUGUCGAGCCCUGGGGGUUUCCAGAGAAGCCAAGCAAUGCUUCGACGCAACACCUCUCCUACUGGGCACGAGCCAUCAUUACUAUGGCACGUCCAUUCAACCCUUUUGCCGCGGUCAGAGCCGCAGGACCCUGGGGUCCUGGUCUGGUGAAGAAGUUUCGCUCCGAUCUCCAACACCGUUUUUCCAAACUCUUUGAAGACGACACAAUUCUCAACUACCUCUACCACUGCAAUGCCCAGACACCCAGUGGUGAAUCGGCAUUUAGAACAAUGACAAUUCCAUUUGGAUGGGCAAAGAACCCAAUGAUUCUUCGGAUGACAGACCUAAACAAAUCCAUACCUAUGACACUAAUCUAUGGUUCCAGAUCUUGGAUAACCUCCCACACUGGUCAAGAAGUGAAAUUCCUCCGCCCCGACAGCUACGUUGAUGUCCAGAUAAUCCAAGGUGCUGGACAUCAUGUGUAUGCUGACCGCUCUGAUGACUUCAACGAAUUAAUAACUGAGGUUUGUAGCUUUGCUGACCAAGAUGAAGGACAGGACUCGGAAUAACAACAAAAA